CCCUGGGACUGAGGCCAGAGACGCUUUGUUUACAAGGGGAGCGUUUUGGGAGCAGUCACAUUUUUUUUUUAAAGUGAGGAGCUGAGAAGCCAAGCAUCAGUGAGAAAGUGAGAGGAGGGAAGCAGAGCCUCAGGGGGUGGAAGCAGGUCUUCAGGGUGAUGGAGGCAGAAGAUUAUUAGGGACCAAGAUAUGGGGAGUUAGGGAUAAGGAAGCAGAGGUGUCUGAGGGAGAUUAAAGUGCAUGAAUGUGAAAGACAAUUGAAUGCACCUCAGAAGGAUCAAGUAGGUGAAUCUGAGGGACAGAGGACGGCAGUCUGGGGUAGGAUUAGAGCCAUAUAAAUUGGGGAGGGUAGUAGUGUCUUACUGAGAGGGUAAGCAAGAGUGAAGGAUUGGGGACAGGAGAGAUGUACAGAGAAUGUAAGUGAAAGGGAUAAGGAACAUCAGGUGAUGCAGUGUGGGACCAAGUGUUUGUAUAAAAGCAGGAGGUUGAAAUUGAUAAAGAGAUAAGGGACGGCUGUGACACAGGGAGAGGAGGAGCAGAUCUCAGUAAUACAGCAGGAAGUAAACUUUUACACUUUUCAUAAGUCCUAUCCUAUAGUGUAAAACACUAAUCUCUGUUGAAGAUGGCUAUUGGUACUGGGGCACAGAUGCUCACACAUGGUCUAAUGCUGCUGGGUGCCUGUGUGGCAUCUCACUGGUCACCAUAACUCUCUGUUUGUGCUGAGGGUACAGGAUGACACGCUGGUUUACCUGUUCAUCCAAACGAUCUCAAACCGCUGACUGGAGUAAAUAUGAUGAUCGUUUGAUGAGAGCAGCAGAGAGAGGUGAUGUGGAGAAGAUUUCAUCCACACUCGUAAAGAAGGGAGUAAACCCUAGCAAGCUGGACCUAGAGGGACGCUCAGCGUUCCAUGCUGUAGCCUCAAAGGGUCACCUGGAGUGCCUGAAUGCCAUCUUGUUGCAUGGGGUGGAUCUCACAGCUCCAGAUGCUGCUGGAAGGAAUGCUCUGCAUCUGUCUGCAAAGUAUGGCCACUCCCUUUGCCUCCAGAAGCUGCUGCAGUUCAACUGCCCAACAGACAAUGUGGAUCUGCAAGGCAGGACAGCGCUGCACGAUGCAGCAAUGUCAGAUUGCUGCUCUAGUGUGCAGCUGCUUUGUGACCAUGGAGCAUCAAUUAACGCAAAAGAUGGGGAUGGAAGGAGUCCCCUGGCUCUAGCUACACAGAUGUGCCGCCCAGCGAUAUGUCAAAUGCUAAUAGACAAGGGAGCUGACAUUAACUCCUGUGACAAGCAGAACAAGACGGCUCUGAUGCUGGGAUGUGAGUACGGAUGUAAAGAAGCGGUAGAAGUCCUUCUACGGAAUGGUGCUGAUGUUAGCUUGGUUGAUUCUCUGGGACAUGACUGUACAUAUUAUGCUAGGAUUGGGGACAAUCUGGAUAUCCUUUCCAUGAUCAGAACCGCAAUGGAAAAUUUGCCUCGUGGGCUCGAGUCUGUGAGGAGAGUCACUUCUCUGCGCACGAAAUGGUCAAAACAAAGUUCGCAGGAGGAGGCUCAAAUGAAGUCAAAAGAACCUUCUUUGGAUCUGGAGGCUGAGAAUGAGGACCUGAGAGAGAGACUCAGGAAGAUUCAGCACGAGCAGCGGGUUCUAUUUGAAAAGGUUGGAGGUUUGCAGCUACAGCUCAGUCAGGAACAGAUGAUGUCAGACGACCUAGAAAAUGAGAAGGAGGAGCUUAAAUCCGUGUUGGGAGCAAAAGAAAAGGAACUAGAGGAAAGUCUGAGGACCAUGGAAAACCUGCGUGGAAAAUUAAGAUAUUAUGAGCAGAAGAACCUAUCAUCUCCAAGUAGCCCAUUCACUAAUGGAAAAGAAGAACAUGUGAUGAAGCAGUCUCCUGUUCUCAGUCCAGAAUCUCAGCGUGCUGUUCACCUGCAAGCCAGGUCUCAGCUGCGGCCUUUAGAGGUCCCUGGUGAAGGCAUUGAUCAUCGCCAGGAAAUUGAGACGUUGCGCAGGUUCUAUGAGAUGGCAAGGGAGGAGUCCAUGAAACUGCAGCAGGAGCUGUCAAGGAGAUCCUCUGAGUGCCUGACAUUAGCCACUGAGCGUGACCGCAGCAAAGCAGAGUCUGAUCAGCAGAUCCGGCAAUUGGAGGAGGCACUACGAGAUGUGCAAAAACGUAUGUUGGACUCUGAAGGAAAAGUGAAGCAGAUGCAGUCACAUUUCUUGGCAUUGAAGGACCAGCUAACGCAGGACGCUUUGAGUGGUAGUUUUCGUGCUGAGGACAUGCAGGUGCAGCUCGUGGAAAUGAAGGAGAAGUACGAAGGAGCAUCUGCAGAAGUUGGGAAGCUGCGCAAUCAACUACGCCAUAAUGAGCUUCUUGUACAAGAGCUACGCAGAGAAGAUUCUCGCUUGCGCAAAGAGUGCCGCCGUCUGCAAGAGGAGCUGGCAGCUUGUGAGGAGGAAAAGGAGAAUGCAGAACGUAGGGUGCAGGAAGUUGUGGAGCAAUUAGCUCUUGCUGUCACUACUGACAAAUUUGAGAACAUGAGGUGUCUCCUGACUAAUGAGGUAAAUGAGAAAUCCAGAAGUUUGGAGAAAACUGAAAGUGAGUUGACGAAGAUCAGGGAGGAGCUAGAAUCUGCAAAGAGAGAAAAGAAAAGGAUGGAUACCAAAACUGAAAUGCUGCAAAAGGAAGUGGAGGAAACAAAAGUAAAGAAUGUUAGCCUUAGCCGGCAGGGAGAAAAACUGCAUUCAGAGAAGAUUCUUCUUCAGCGGCAGAUAGAGGAACUGACAGGGCAGAUGAGGAGCCAACAUGUCCCUGUAAAACUCCAUGAAGAAACUAAGAGAGCCUGCGAGGAAACCAUUGCUCAGCUUAGUCAAAAGUUGUCAGAGUCUCAGCAGAGGCAUAGGGAAGCAGAGUUGGAGCAGGGUAAGCUACAGAAACAGAGAAAAAACAUAGAGGAGGAGAUACUGCUCCUCCAGGCCUCUAACAGAACCAGAGAGGAGCAAGAGAAAGAGCUCAGAACUUUACAGUUAAAGGUCACACAACUUGAAAAACAACUUAAUGAGACGUCUAAGAAAUAUGAGGAGGAGGCAACCAAAUCCCACAGCCUCAGUAGGGAGAACACAAGUAUGAAGGUGAACUAUGUACCUCUGACAAAACACCAUCAGGAAACUGCUACCUUAACCUCUGAAUUAGAUAAUGCUAAGGCAGAUAUGAGCAUGCUUACAAAGCAACUGGAGAAUGCACUUGCAGAAAAGGCAGCAUUUUGUGAACAGUUGGAGCAUGAAACUACGGUUCAGACAGAGCUUCGGAAACAGAGUGAGAAGGAAGCUGCACAGCGGGCAGAAUUGCAGAAAAAAAUAGAGAAUGAAAUUACGGAGAAGGCAGCCAUGCAAACACAGAUAGACCAGAUGAAGGUGCAGAUAAACACGGAGUAUGUAGAAAGGAAGAAGCAUGAAGAACAGGUCUCAAAUCUGAAUAAAGGUAAGGAACUUAGCCAACAAGAAUGUUUAAAAAUACAAGCAAAAUACCAGCAGGCAAAUGAUGAGGUGCAGAGACUCCAGAUAGCCAUCCAGGAUCAGAGAAAGGAGUUAGACACCCUACAUUGCUGUAUUACUGAGCGAUAUGCUCCACUUGCAACUGUGGAGGAGAAGGAACAAAACUUUCAGGCCACAGUAAGCAAGCUGGAGGCUCAGCUGCAGGAGCAAUUACGUAUAAACCAAGAGGUCCAAGAUAAGCUUGAGGAACAGCAUCAACUAAACAAGAGGUUACAAGAAAAGCUUGACAGAGCAGAACAUGAAUUAUAUGAGGAGCGUUUCUCUCACAAGCAAACUGAAAACACAAUGUGCAGUCAGUUAGACGACUUACACAGUCGUUUACAAGAUAUGGAGACAGAGGCCAAAGAGAAACAACAAGCUCUUCAGGAAGAAACUCUUAAGGCUACCAAUAAACUGCAAGAGCUACAGAAAAGUCUGAGCAGUCAGUACAUCCCUGCAGAGCAGCACCAGCAACUGAUGAAUAUAUUGGAUAACACUAGAGUAUCUUUGGAGACUGAGCUGAAAACACAGACAAACUUUUAUAAAAGAGAGCAGGAAACAGUCCGGAGGCUAGAGCAGGAAUUGGAAAUGCAGAGAGAAUUAUCUGUCCCCAGCACCCAGUACACACAGGAAAAGGAGGCUUUGGAGAGGAUGUUAUCAGACGAACAGCAGAAAGUACUAAAGGAGAAAGAUGCCAGAAACCUAUCUGAUCAACAAGUGAUUCAGCUCCAAGAGGAACUGUGCAAAACCCAGUACAGCCUACGGGAGCUGCAGGCCUCUGAGGCGAGGGCAAGGGCUGAGCAUAUAACUGUAAGGACACAGCUAGAGCAGAAAGUGUCUGAACUAGAGAACACCUAUUCCACGUACAAACAUGAUGCUGAACAAGUAGCUCAGGAACUACAGACGGCUAAGCAAAAGAAUAUGAAACUACAGGAGAGGAGCAACAGCAUAGAAGGUGACAUUGCUCAGCUUAAAGGGAGAUAUGAUCAGUCAUUGAGUACCAUAGAGGAGCUGAAGACAAGCAUCCAACUGUCAGCAAGGGACCUUGAGAACAAGGACAACCAGAUCUCUGUGCUCCUUGGGGAUGUGGAGAAGUUAAAGCUCGCUUUGUCCAAACUUACCGGGGAUUCCGAGAAAAACCUUGGGAGCCUACAGACCCAAAUCGUAUCACUCCAAAAUCAGCUGGAUGAAGCUCAGCACAGACAUCAGGAAAUCAUCUCCAUCUAUCGCUCACACCUCUUGAAUGCUGUGCAGGGUCACAUGGAUGCAGAUGUGCAGGACGCAUUGCUGCAGAUUAUUCACAUGAGACAAGAGUUGGUCUGCUAAUCCCAACAUUCACUUUGGGGGUGUGGCAACAAGGGGGGGGGGCUCUUACUAGUUCAUAGAUAAGGAGACUUACAAUAUAUAUAUAGUCACUGUACACGUGGGAAUCACAUGGAGUCCAGGAUGACACUAAAUACCUUAAGACACAAACAUUUUGCUGCAAAGUCCACAUCUAUCCAGUGAGAAUAUAAUUGUGCUAAACAGAAACAAGUUAUUUUGGUGAUAAAGUCUGCAUUUAACAGUAAAGCAGUAAGUAAAUAGAAAGUGAUAUAUACAGAAAGGGGUGAAAACAUGGCAUCAGAAGUCUGAAGAAA
Bombina bombina (fire-bellied toad) is the source of this 5159-nucleotide messenger RNA. RefSeq names its product uveal autoantigen with coiled-coil domains and ankyrin repeats (gene UACA). Gene Ontology annotation, molecular function: actin binding. The record is from RefSeq and is a predicted model, not a curated record. The coding region runs from base 733 to 4848 and encodes 1371 amino acids. Lineage: Eukaryota; Metazoa; Chordata; Amphibia; Anura; Bombinatoridae. The transcript is spliced from 19 exons.